CGAUCGUGAACGUGAUGCAGCGGCAUGUCACUCAGGAGCUAUGCAUGACGAUCCCUGAAAGACCAGAUCAAAAGCUACAUGAUCGCCGCAAGCUCGUCUUCUCUUAAGAUGGUCAUAAAACAAAUUCAAAUAUCUUUGCCAUGAGUAACAAGACCCGUUUCAAAUAUAUUACUUGUUGAUAGACAUAGUUUUUUGCCAGCAGGAAUACAUUUACUAUUGAUGAACGAAACCACAUUGAUUCUGAUUCUUUAUGAUUAACUUCUACAAGGCGUAUAAUUACGACUCUCCUUAUUCGACAACAUUGACUUCGACAUUCGGCGUUACCUGCUUCUCUUCAAAAGAACAAGGAAGCAACCCUCCUCACUCUGUUUUUGUAAGUACUAGUUUGAAAUAAAAACGACCUUCCAUCUCGUGAUGUCAUAAAAGUCAGAAGAUGGGCAACGGCAGCUCCUCCAUUCCUGUGGUGCAGGAGUUGCACCUGAAGAGAUACCUCGGUAAAUGGUAUGAACGCGCGCGCUUGCCGGCUCCUUUCCAGAAGGGCGGUUUUGUUUGGGCCGAAUACAGUCUUUCACCGCCGACGACAGCCAGCGAGGAGAAUGGGUCGGGCAGUGCUGGUGGUGACGCUACAGCUGCUGCAGCUGCAGCUGCAAACACUACUUCUACUGCCAGCAAUAGCACAAGCUCCACCUCCGCAUCCUCAGAUGUAGUUGAUGAAAAAUAUGAGACCUUCUACGUGGUUAAUAGUGAGGAAAAGGAUGGCAGCGAGAAUGGACGCAACCGAGUUCCUGGUGUCGCGCGUCGUCUUCGAGCGGAGGCCGAUGGGCAUCUGCAAGUGAAAAUCGGGCCACAACCGUUUUGGGGAUCCUACGACGUGUUAGACACCGAUUACGACUCCUACGCACUUGUGUACUCCCGGAUAAGCUUUUUGGGGUUGUUUACUUUGAAAGAAUUUGCUUGGGUCUUGAUGCGGGAUAGUGAGGCAGCAGAUGGUGAAGUGGACAAGCGGUUGCAACAGCUCGUUCAAACUACAACGGAAAAGUGCGGCAGUAAAAUGGCAACCACAGAUUUCAUUCGCACACCUCCAAGAAGCUAUCCAAAAUAAAACUUUUAUAUUUUCAAUUGAUGGGAAAAGUAGGACUCGACAAGCAGGUGUGCUUGAUCAUAAAGAUCAACACGUGGCCAUGACUGCGAUGAAAAAAACAAUUGAAAACCUAGAGCUGCUACUAGCUGUACACUCUAUGUCUAGCACAGCACUCAACUUUUUUCUGUUCGAUUGAAGGACGACAUGCGAAUGUUGUUGAGUUGUUAUGCUACAAAGACCAAUGAAGAAAAGCGUCCCGCUUUUCUCCAUAAUCACUUGACCACAAUUCAUUCGAUUGUCGUCGUGUAAUAAAGGUUCCAUCUUCUUUUUUUUAGAAAGUCCGUGCUGCCAGCGCCGAGCUUAGCGUUACGGUUGUAAAAUGGAAAUGACGUAAAGAACCCAAAGCGGCUUUAUUAAGAUAGAUUUUCAUGUUCACGUUUCGUUCUCUACAAAGGAAGCGCGAGG
This is a messenger RNA of Amoebophrya sp. A25, 1546 nucleotides long. The record is from the annotation of a GenBank genome assembly. Lineage: Eukaryota; Dinophyceae; Syndiniales; Amoebophryaceae.